CCUUGUCACAGCAGCUGGCCGCUGACCAAGCCCUGGGCGGAGCAAUGACUAACUGAGCCUCCUCUGGGAGGGAGGAGACAGUUAAAAUCUUGUGGCAGCUGUAAUCACCGAGGCGUGGUUCUCCUGUCUGACUUGGGCUGCACAGAGCCUGGGCUAAGGGGCAGAGGAAGGACGGCUUAGGCGGCGGAGACUUCCAGAUGGCUGAGUUGGAUCUGAUGGCUCCGGGGCCACUGCCCGGGGUCACUGCUCACUCUCUGGUCACUCUCAGCCCAGACCUUGGGUCAGCCAACCCGGCAGAAGAAGAGGACAUGGGCUCCCUGGGGAGUCCCCAUGGGGAGGCUGAGGGACAGGGCAGCAGCUCUGCAUCGCACGGGGGUCCUGGUGUCGAGGGGGAGGGGGAGAUCCUGUGUGACUUCUGCCUUGGGGCCAGCAGGGUGAGGGCAGUGAAGUCCUGCCUGACCUGCAUGGUGAAUUACUGCGAGGAGCACCUGCGGCCACACCAGGAGAACAGCAAACUGCACAGCCACCAGCUGACGGAGCCGGUGAAGGAGCGGGAUCUGCGCACCUGUCCUGCCCACCACAGCCCGCUGGUCGCCUUCUGCCACCACGAUCAGCAGUGCGUCUGCCAGGAGUGUGGCCAGAGUGAGCACAGGGGCCACCCCUCAGUUUCCCUGGAUGCUGCCCGCAGGGACAAAGAGGCUGAGCUUCGGCGCACACAGUUAGACCUGGAGCGGAAGCUGGAGCUGAAUGAAAAUGCCAUUGCCAGGCUCCAAGCCAACCAGAAAUCUGUUUUGGUGUCAGUGUCAGAGGUGAAGGUGGUGGUCGAGGAGCAGUUUGGGGAACUCCUUGCGGCCAUGAGGAAGGCCCAGGCUGACGUGAUGCUCUUCUUGGAGGAGAAGGAGCAAGCUGCUCUGAGCCAGGCCAACGGCAUCAAGACCCACCUGGAGUACAGGAGUGCAGAGAUGGAGAAGAGCAAGCAGGAGCUGGAGAGGAUCGCUGCCAUCAGCAACACUGUCCUGUUCCUGGAGGAGUACUGCAAGUUCAAGAACACCGAGGACAGCGCCUUCCCUAGUGUUUACAUAAGACUCAAGGAUAAGCUCUCGGGCAUCCGCAAGGUCAUCACAGACUCCACUGCGCACUUAGUCCAGUUGCUGCAGAACUACAAGGAAAAGCUCCAGGAGUUUGCCAAGGAAGAGGAGUAUGACAUCGGAACUCAAGUGUCUGCCAUUGUCGAGCGCAAAUAUCGGACCUCAAAGCCGGAGCCCAGCACCAGGCAACAGUUCCUUCAGUAUGCGUGUGACAUCGUGUUCGACCCCGACACAGCACACAGGUACCUCCGGCUGCAGGAGGACAAUCGCAAGGUCACCAACACCACGCCCUGGGAGCACCCCUACCCGGACCUCCCCAGCAGGUUCGUGUACUGGCGGCAGGUGCUGUCCCAACAGAGCCUGUACCUGCACAGGUACUAUUUUGAGGUAGAGAUCUCCGGGGCAGGCACCUACAUUGGCCUGACCUACAAAGGCAUUGACCGGAAAGGGGAGGAGCGCAACAGUUGCAUUUCUGGGAACAACUUCUCCUGGAGCCUCCACUGGAAUGGGAAGGAGUUCACUGCCUGGCACAGCGACACGGAGACCCCGCUCAAAGCCGGCCCUUUCCGGAGGCUGGGGGUCUACGUCGACUUCCCGGGAGGGAUCCUCUCCUUCUAUGGUGUAGAGCCUGAUGCCAUGACUCUGGUUCACAAGUUUGACUGCAAGUUUUCGGAGCCGGUCUACCCUGCCUUCUGGCUUUCCAAGAAGGAAAACUCCAUCUGGAUUGUGGAUCUGGGAGAGGAACCUGAGAAGCCAGCGCCAACUUCAGCGGAGGCUGCUCCCUAGACUCCAGGAUCUGUAUCUGAGACUUUUGCUAACCACAAAGAUGGGGCAGCAACUUGGAUUUUAACAGCAACUUGGAGGCAGAAAUCUCUGCCAGUGGUGGGUGGCUUAGAAAUCGUAUGGGUCCCCGAGUGAGGAGAAGUGUCUUCAGCUUCUCCCUGUUGCCCCAUGCUGCACUGUUCUCCAUAUAUUUGUAGUAAUCCUCAGGCGCCUGAGUCUCUUUCAUCACCUUUGAGUGAUAUUCUGCUGUUCGGUAACCAGGAAUCUUCAGAGCGAUCAGAAAGAUUUCAGAGAAAUCAUAAUAAAUUCCUAACUGAUUGUGCA
This is a messenger RNA of Equus quagga, 2195 nucleotides long. It is a transcript of the gene TRIM16, whose product is annotated as tripartite motif containing 16. Bases 198 to 1874 code for a protein of 558 amino acids. The record is from RefSeq and is a predicted model, not a curated record. The transcript has 6 exons. NCBI's taxonomy places the organism in Eukaryota, Metazoa, Chordata, Mammalia, Perissodactyla, Equidae. Gene Ontology annotation, molecular function: zinc ion binding; protein binding.